UAAAUAGCUGGGCAACCGGGAAUAGGCUUUGCCAAGUGUUCAAGAUACUCGGCUUUUCUCCUCUUGCCAACCCCUUCCAGCAGACUCACAAGUAUCCUGUUUCCCACAAACCUAAAGCGCUGUUUUUGUUUUGCCCUAGUGUCACCUCCCCCAAAUUUCUCUCCCAGCCUUAAAUACCGGUUGACGGACACCCCCCGCCGCUCUCCACCCCUCUACUCAUAUCCUGCUUUUGCCCCUCCGCUCUGUAUUUUUUCUUUGCCCGCUCCUUAUAUUUUCUCUCUCUCUCAAUUAUAUCUUAUCCCGCUUUUAUAUUCUAUCCACAUUUUUCUUUCCGAAAUGAGCCUGUCCACAACCACAACCACCACCUCCACUACCGAACAGCCGCAACUGCGGACGCACGCACUGUCUGUGGUCGAGUCCAUCGAGUCCAUGCCCAGCCGGUGCGAGUCGCCACUGCUGCCAAUGGGCCAGAGCACGCGGUACCAGACCGACCCUAACCGGCUAUCGGACCAGCUCGGCAAGGUGCGCAGCCGGUUCAGCCAGCACUCGAUCCUGAACAAGAACUACGCGAUCCACGACGACGAGGAAUUGGCGAAUCCGCCACCGGACAAGCGCAAGCACAAGGUACUGACGCGCGCCAAAUCGUACAAGAUCGCGGCAGCCGAAGCUGGCAGGGUGCGCGAGUUCUCGUCGAAACUGAAGAGUGCGUGCCGCAAGCUGAAUCCGAAGCGGCGGGCGCGGAAUGCCCAUGGCGAGCCUAGCGAGAGUCCGUCCGGGCCGCGCAAAAGCGAUACGUUCCCGAUGCCCAUGAGCAAUUUGUCGCUGUGAGCGCAUAGGAAGCUCAGUUACGGGUUCUUUUCUACCCUUUCAAUAAUCUGUCAAUAUAAUGCUUUUCUUUCGUACA
Linderina pennispora is the source of this 904-nucleotide messenger RNA. RefSeq lists its product as uncharacterized. NCBI's taxonomy places the organism in Eukaryota, Fungi, Kickxellomycota, Kickxellomycetes, Kickxellales, Kickxellaceae. The coding region runs from base 337 to 828 and encodes 163 amino acids. The record is from RefSeq and is a predicted model, not a curated record. The transcript has a single exon.